AUGCAGCUGGGCAAUCUCUACAUUUCUAAUUUUGACAUGGAUAAUAAUGUGGAAUUAGAUAAACUUUUAACAACUUAUCAUAAUGGGAUUUACGAUGUCACUGAAAUAAUGAAAGCUCUGACUCCGCAAUGUUCGAUGAUGCUAUCGAAAUGUAAGCUACAUGGAAACUACAGCGAUUGUUCGACACUUUUUAAGUUUCGCAAAACGCAGGACGGAUACUGUUGCACUUUCAAUUACGUGCGUGAAAGCGACGACAUUUUCGAACAGAACAAUGUGACUGAGAUGAGUGAGCCGCUGAAAGUGUUCGAUCUCGGAAUAGAACGCGGUCUAACCGUUGUUAUGAAUCCACUUUUGGAUGACUAUUUCUAUUCAAUAUUGCCCAUUAAGGGUUGGAAG
This is a messenger RNA of Mycetomoellerius zeteki, 396 nucleotides long. RefSeq names its product sodium channel protein Nach. Gene Ontology annotation, biological process: sodium ion transport. The transcript is spliced from 3 exons. The record is from RefSeq and is a predicted model, not a curated record. NCBI's taxonomy places the organism in Eukaryota, Metazoa, Arthropoda, Insecta, Hymenoptera, Formicidae. Gene Ontology annotation, cellular component: membrane. Gene Ontology annotation, molecular function: sodium channel activity. The annotation marks the transcript as partial.